Linum tenue is the source of this 3231-nucleotide messenger RNA. NCBI's taxonomy places the organism in Eukaryota, Viridiplantae, Streptophyta, Magnoliopsida, Malpighiales, Linaceae. The record is from the annotation of a GenBank genome assembly.
GAACCGAACCACACCCAUACAUUUCACCGGGAGUCAUCUCUCGCACAUCUCUCCGCUUCGCAUCAAAAGGUUUAUGAAAUUCCGAUCACUCCAUCAAAUAGGGUUUACGGAUUACGCUCCCAUCAGUUCUUUCUUUCCCUCCUCAGCAAAUCUCUAAGCUAGUCCCAGUAAUCGAGGCAGCAGUAGCAAUGGGCGCGCAGAAGAAAGGCUCGAGCAGGGUUUCGGAGGACGCCGAGGAGCUGGCUCGGAAUCCACUUCAGGCCAUUCUCUUGGCCGAUAGCUUCACCACCAAGUUCCGUCCCAUCACCCUCGAGCGCCCUAAAGUGCUUCUGCCGUUGGUGAACGUUCCGAUGAUCGACUACACGCUCGCUUGGCUGGAAUCGGCUGGCGUCGAGGAAGUUUUCAUUUUCUGCUGUGCGCAUUCGAGGCAGGUCAUGGAUUACUUGGAGAGCUCGGGAUGGCACAAGCAGCCUAACUUCACCGUCGCCAUGAUCGAGUCGAACAAUUCGAUUAGCGCCGGUGAUGCUUUGAGGUUGAUAUACGAGCGCAAUGUGAUACAUGGUGACUUUGUCCUAGUCAGUGGGGAUACAGUGAGCAACAUGUCACUGACUCACGCGGUAAAAGAACACAAGGAGAGAAGAAAGAAGGACAAUAACGCAGUCAUGACCAUGGUCAUCAAGAAAUCAAAGCCUUCUCCAGUCAUCCACCAGUCGCGUCUAGGUACUGAUGAGCUGUUUAUGGCCAUUGAUCCUGAUACAAAGCAACUUCUCUGCUACGAGGAGAGAGGAGAGCACCCGAGAGGAGCUAUAUCUCUUGAAAAUUCGUUACUUGCUGAUAAUCCUUCUAUCUCGCUUCAUAAUGAUAAGCAGGCUAGUUCCUUCUACAUGCUUCGCUUUAGUUUUCUUUAUAUGCAAAUCUAUGGGAUUUCUAUUUUUAAUAUUGAUUGCUAUAUAGAUAUAUGCUCCCAAGAGGUGCUGAGUUUGUUUACGGACAAUUUUGACUAUCAACAUCUUCGUCGUCAUUUUGUGAAAGGCUUGCUGGUUGAUGAUAUAAUGGGGUACAAAAUAUUUACUCAUGAAAUUCACUCUAGCUAUGCGGCUAGGAUUGAUAACUAUAGAAGCUAUGACACAAUCAGUAAGGAUAUCAUUCAGAGGUGGACAUACCCGUUUGUGCCAGAUGUGAGAUUUUCUGCAAAUUGCACAACUAAACUUGAAAGAGAGGGGAUGUACAAGGCACCAGAAAUACAACAGUCACGGUCAGCUCAUAUUGGGCCAUUUACUGUUAUUGGAAAAGGGACCAGAAUUGGGGAUGAUUCAAGAAUUACUCAUUCUGUUAUUGGAGAAGGAUGUACUAUUGGAUCUAAUGUUUCAAUAGUGGGUUCAUACAUAUGGAACAAUGUUACCAUUGAGGAUGGUUGUGAGUUGAGACAUGCAAUAGUAUGUGACGGUGUGAUUAUAAAAGCGGCCGCGACUUUGGAACCUGGGGUUGUACUGUCCUUCAAGGUUGUAAUUGGAAGAGGAUUUGUUGUUCCUGCCUACUCGAAAGUGUCUCUGUUUCAGCAGCCAACUGCUCAGGAUAGUGAUGAAGAGUUGGAGUACGCUGAUAGCAGCAGUGGAACAAUAGAUCCAUCCAUUGCAGAUGCUGGUAACAAGUUGAAUGGGGAUAUAGUAUCUGAAUCAUCUCAAAUGCAAGAUUGGUCUACUUCGCAGCUUGGACCUGGUGGUGCUGGUUUUAUUUGGUCAGCUUGUGAUGGAGGUUGUGAGGAAGAGUGGAGGCACUCUGUUGCACCCAUUCCUACAGAUCAGCUUGCCAAGGCAUUGCUAGCCAUAGAGGAGGAUUUGGAGAUCGUAAAAGUUAGCGACAGUGCUCUUACACCUUCUGGAGAGCUGGAACCUGGGUCUGACGACGAUGACUCUGAUAAUAUGGAUGACUCCAAUGUUGACACUGUUGAUUUUGAGAAAGAGGCUGAAGCAACCUUUUUGAGGGCUGCCCAGGACAAUAUUGCAGUCGAUGAUUUGAUCCUUGAAAUGAACUCACUACGGUUAUCAUACAACAAGUCUGCUGGGGACUGUACCGGAGCCUUAUUUUAUCCAAUGAUGAAACUGGCUUUGGAAUCUCCGCACAACACAGCUGUUGAAUUGCAAAAGAACGUCGCUAGUGUUGUGAGCAAGUGGCACAAACUAUUUGAGGUUCUUGCUAAAGAAGUAGAUGACCAGAUUGAACUGAUAAUGAAAUUUGAAGAAAUGUGUCUCGAGUCUACCAAGGAGUUUGCUCCAAUUUUCUCCCAGAUUUUGUAUCUUCUAUAUGAAAGAGAGAUCAUAGGAGAGGAGGCCAUUUUGAGGUGGGACGACGAGCGAAAAGAUGCAGAUGAAUCUGACAGGGUUUUCGUGAAACAAUCAGAGAAGUUCAUUCAAUGGUUGAGGGAAGCGGAUGAGGAAGAAGACUGAAACCAGUCAGCAAGGGGAGGUGCUGAUUCGAUUUUUGAUACUCUGUCAAAAGCUGUAGGGAGGUGGAUAAGAAAUGAUAAGAUACAUACGAUUUUGACGCUGAUGUCUGGAAUUCAGUCGCCACCUUGUAACAUCAAUUUGUUGCGGCGGUUUUUUUGUGUACUAAUCCGCGAGUGUUCAUCUGAGCUGAGUUGCUAACUGCAGGUCACCUUGUGAGGUUUUUUUACUUCUUACCCAGUCCUUUGGUUUCAGUUGUUCCGCCAUUUUGCACUCACAUGUAUUAUGUAUAUGAUGCACGAUAGUGAUCGGAAGAAAUAAUGUCGUCUAUCGGCUGUUUGCUAAAUGCUGUGUGAAAUUUCCAGUCGUGUGUGUUUGUUCAUCUCUUCGAUUUUCCUACACCUCAUAUCUGCCAGGUGCAAGCUUGGACCAACCAGCUAUGGAGUAGUAGUAGAGAUGGUCAAAUUAGGAUUUUGUUGGUCCCUGGCACUUUAAGAAUGAGAUGUACGGUACUCUAUUUAAAUUCAAUCCAUUUGAUCUUGGAUUGGUGGAUUUAAAGAUUGAUCCAUGAAAUUCAAAUGGCAAAUUACAAUUUAGUAUAUAUACUUUUUAUAUUUUACAUUUUGGUACCUAAAAUUUAUUUUUUAUAUAAAGAAUAUUAUUGGAAAAUUACAUUUUGUUGUCUAAAAUUUUUUAUUGUAUAAUUUUAGUACCAAAUUUUUUCAAAGUUUACAUUUUGGUCCAAGACUUAGAUGUAAUUUGGAUGAUUGGAUCCAUGAAUUAAUCC